AUGCGCGAUUCCGCACGAUAUCGUAGGGUACUUACUGCUGCUCUGCUUUGCACCCUAGCUUCUGCUGGUCCAUACGUUCCUCGUAGAGAUGUCUCCAAUGCCUUCAAUCCCUGGAUCUCAGUCAAUCCCAGCGGGGUUCCAGUUGCAACCUACACACCGAGCGUUGCGACGAUAAGCGGCGUCGAAACAACCCUCAAUCCCAUUCCUUACAGCUUGACAGCCACUGGCACAGCUACAGAUUCUGUCUCGAGGUCUGCGGAGACGACAGCUGCCCCGGGUGGUGGAUCGUUCCAGGAGUGCCAUAAUCGCGAUGGGAUAUAUGCGCCGUUUUGUAGCCCUGCCAAUGGAUCGGAUGUCAAUGUGGAUGGCAAAUACUAUGUAACAUGGGACAAAGACUUCUUUGCGCAGAAGAAUGCUUCUGUCAAUAUCGUCGCGAACUACGUAAACGAUACCGGACACGGCCCUGUGGCUUUCAAGUCGGAUCCCGUUUCAACGAGCGACGGGUACUAUGUAUGGACGAUUCAAAAGGACUGGUUGCAGGAACUGAAGACGAACAAUGUUACACUAUUCCUGAAUCGUAUCAAUCUUCCUGCUGGGGCACAACUUAGUCUUGAAGGCCCGACUGUCCGAGUGAAAGUUUACGAAAAACCCAUCUACCACCAGCCUCCCUCUUCAGCACCCAAUGGCCAAUCCCUCUACAUCGCUCUUCCCACCGUUCUAGGCUUCAUCCUCCUUUGCGUCAUCGGCGGCUAUUUCUGGAAUCGCAAAAACCGUAAGAUUGGACUGGGGAAUGUGAUGGGUCGGAAGAGUGGAUAUGGUACAGGAAAAUCUAGGAGCCAGAGAAUGGGAUUGGGCAAGAAUGGAGAUAUACAAUUGAGGGAUAGGGACCUGACAGGCAGUGGGCAGUAUCACGACUCGCCGGCAAAGGUUGCGAAGGGUCUGGGACGGGAGAGGGAGUUUGAUAGGGAUAGUGAUGGAUUGGGCAGUUUGGCGAGCAGUCCGGCGGGGAAUGAGGGACACAAUUAUUUCAGAGAGGAGUUGAGGAGACAAGAAGAAAUGCGAUGA
Messenger RNA from Cadophora gregata, 1065 nucleotides. RefSeq lists its product as uncharacterized. The record is from RefSeq and is a predicted model, not a curated record. NCBI's taxonomy places the organism in Eukaryota, Fungi, Ascomycota, Leotiomycetes, Helotiales, Ploettnerulaceae. The transcript has 4 exons. The coding region runs from base 1 to 1065 and encodes 354 amino acids.